UGAGAUUCUAAAAUCCUAUUAGUGCACGACGUAUAAAACGCAUUCGACGCAGAACACGCUAUUUUGAUUCUGAGAUUCAUAGGUAAAGGUUUUAUCAAUUAGUUUUGUACAACACCGUAUAAGCAUACAGUAAUUUACGUGCGGAAUUGUCAUUGUUGGCUACACAAUGAGGAUUCUUGUUGCAAUCCUCGUAUUUGUUGCCCUGACCACUGGCGAAGCUGUCAAGUUGCAGCGGGUAUCUUUGGAAAAAGUUCCUUCAGUACGUAAGACACUGGAGAGUGUCGGCACAUCUGUUAAAGUCAUUCAAAAGAAAUGGGGUGCAUUGGGGAACGGUCCCACUCCUGAAGAACUCAAAAACUACAUGGAUGCUCAAUAUUAUGGGCAAAUCACCCUAGGAACACCACCACAAAAAUUCAAUGUUGUAUUCGACACUGGCUCAGCUAAUCUCUGGGUUCCUUCAACUCAUUGUCACCUGACCAACCUGGCUUGCUUGCUUCAUAACAAAUACAAUGGAGGAAAAUCCAAAACAUACAAGGCCAAUGGCACAGACUUCAGCAUCCAGUAUGGAUCCGGUAAAUUGUCAGGCUACUUGUCAACCGAUACACUGGGCUUGGGCGGAGCUCAGGUGACAGACCAAACUUUUGCGGAAGCUAUUAGCGAACCUUCACUGACAUUCGUCGCAGCCAAAUUUGACGGUAUCUUGGGAAUGUCGUAUCCGACGAUUUCUGUUAACGGAGUUCCUCCAGUUUUCAACAACAUGAUUGAACAAGGAUUGGUAGAGGAACCAGUUUUUUCCUUUUGGCUUAGCAGGAACCCUGAUGCUACGGAGGGAGGCGAAAUUACAUUUGGUGGAGCAGACCCAAAUCGCUACACUGGCGAGAUUAGUUGGGUUCCUGUUACAAGAAAAGCUUAUUGGCAAUUCAAAGUUGAUGGCGUGCAGGUUUCCAAUGAAGCUGAAGGUUCCUUUUGUCAAGGCGGAUGUCAAAUGAUUGCCGAUACUGGGACUUCUCUCAUUGCUGGCCCGGUGGAUGAGAUUAAGAAACUGAACACACUGAUCGGUGGUGUCCCGAUUAUGGCAGGAGAAUAUUAUGUCAACUGCAGCAAAAUUGACGAGCUUCCGACAAUUUCCUUCACCAUUGGAGGGAAAUCAUUCAGUCUAGAAGGAAAGGAAUAUGUUUUACAGAUUGUGAAGUCAAAUGGAGUAUCGGCUUGCAUCUCCGGUUUCAUCGGCUUAGAAAUCCCUCCACCCGCUGGGCCGCUGUGGAUUCUUGGGGAUGUUUUUAUUGGUCGAUAUUAUACAAUAUUUGAUUUCGGUAAUAACCGUGUUGGAUUUGCUGAUACAGUUUAACUUUAAUUGUGAUUCUCAUCUGGUAUUUGUACUUGUCUAUAAUGUUUCAGUGAUAACAAUUGAUACAAUAAAUCUAGUUACAAAAUA
Messenger RNA from Daphnia carinata, 1435 nucleotides. RefSeq names its product lysosomal aspartic protease-like. Gene Ontology annotation, biological process: proteolysis; cell death. The transcript has 10 exons. Gene Ontology annotation, molecular function: aspartic-type endopeptidase activity. The record is from RefSeq and is a predicted model, not a curated record. Lineage: Eukaryota; Metazoa; Arthropoda; Branchiopoda; Diplostraca; Daphniidae. Gene Ontology annotation, cellular component: lysosome. Bases 167 to 1348 code for a protein of 393 amino acids.